Morone saxatilis (striped sea-bass) is the source of this 3224-nucleotide messenger RNA. Its product is annotated as protease-associated domain-containing protein 1-like. Bases 152 to 727 code for a protein of 191 amino acids. Lineage: Eukaryota; Metazoa; Chordata; Actinopteri; Moronidae. The transcript has 5 exons. The record is from RefSeq and is a predicted model, not a curated record.
AAACCGCGGAAGUGUUUGCUAACCUGCUGCUCUGUUGUUCACCGGACAGACCAACAGCUAUGGAUAAAGGACCGCUCCCACACACACACACACACACACACACUGAAGUCUCGUCUAUGUAACGUUGAGGAGCUCUGCAGAUGCCUUGAACAUGGCAAUGGUUGUUCGGGAAACAGGUUUAGUUUUAUACCUCUGGACUGUUUUCAUCCAGUUCAGCCGCAUGUCAGGUCUUGGGGUCAAUGAACUGCUCUAUUUCCGGGUCAUCAGUCCAGAGGAGAUUGGGUACAUCUUCAGUGCAGCACCUGCCAAAGACUUCGGAGGAGAUUUUACAUCAUCUUAUGAUGAGAUUUUUCUCGUGCCAGCAGACCCAGCAGACGGCUGCUCAGACCUGGAGGACAGAGAAAUCAUCCAGGGACAAGUAAUCCUGGUGGAGAGGGGAGGUUGCUCCUUUGUACAAAAGGCCCGACAUGUGGAGGAAGCAGGAGGCAAAGCUGUUCUGAUCGCUGAUAAUGCAGAGGACAACGACAGUCAGUACCUUGAUAUGAUCACUGAUGGAAGCACUGCUAAACCGAGCAUACCUGCUCUAUUCCUGCUGGGACGAGAUGGGAUGAUGAUCAGGCGAUCUCUUCAGAGACAAGCACUUCCGUGGGCUGUCAUUUCAAUCCCGGUCAAUGUUUCCUCUUUGGCUUCAUUCCCACUCAAACAGCCCCCAUGGACACUGUGGUAGAAAUGACUCACACCCAAAACUUCAUGCACUUACUCACUCAAUAAAUAUUCUUUCAUCAGUGCAUGUUGUGGCCGCAAUGGAGGAACUCACAGCCUCCCAGGGAAAUUCUUUGAUGGUGGUUAAACAAAUUUGCACGCAGUGAACCAAUAAAAUUAACAUAUGUACACAUGAUUAUGUCAUGCCCAAAUAUACAUCCAAAGUUAUGUGGUGCAAACCUUUUUAACAUUGUUCAAAUAGACUCUGCCAGGGCUGUUGGCCCGGGGUGAGGACAUACAAACUCGGCAAGAAACAUUUGUGCUUAUUGUCAGUGCUCAAUUGAAGUUGACUGAAUUAGCCAGUGGUUUUGAAGAUAAUGAGUCUGUUUUACAGUUGAGUACUUUCCAGGAACUUCUGUACACUAGUCAGUCGUGAAAGUAGAAAAUCUGCUAUGCAUUAAUAUAACACAUACAAAUUGAAGUGUACUAUUUAUUUGCCUUCUCAAAUAGUACAAGCUGUUGCGUAUGCCUCUAUGGGAUAAAGAAGGAAAAAGAACAGGCCAUAAUAGCAUAUGCUAACUUCAGUUUAAUACAGCAUACCAGGAAUGUCAUCUCACUGUAAAAAAAUAUUACCAAAUUCCUGCUUAUUUGCAUGAACUUAAACAGUGUGAUCAAAAAUGUUUUGUUUCUCUUAUCGUUAAUUAAAUUAAUUUUUUUUUGUUUUUGCAUUAAAAAUUCUCAUUUAUUGGUAUCUAUACCAACUUUUAAGACCAUACCAACUUUGCUUUGUCUUUUUGGGCCUGAGGCUGAAUAACCCAGACCACUGUAAGAAGUAUAAUGUGUACAUUAUUAUAUCUACUACUCCAGUACUCCAGAUCCAAAAUCCAAGACCUGUUUAGAACAGCUUGGAUAAACAAGAUUGACAUAGACACAUUGUGUAUACAAAGUAAAGACAAUGAAAAACAAUGUAUGACAAAAAGGCUUUUGUGAAAAUGACAACAACAAAAAAAACAUUUCCAUGAAUACAUUUUUUAUUAUUUUAUGCUAAUUAGAGCAUUAGCCCUCCCCCCAUUAUUAUUUUUCAUUAUGUAAGCACAAUAGGCAGAGUGACACUUUGCAGGAAGUCAGUCAGUUAGGGGGGUUUGGGACUAAUACUAUUUUGCAUCUUAACAAUAUAAUACAGGUGUUUACUUUUGGCCUGUGACCCAUCAUUACGUUUUAGUUUUGGCCUUUCAGGACAAAAAGGUUCGGUACCCCUGGUUUAGAUGUUUAGAAUAGGUAUUUUGUAUGUUAAAAAGCCAUUUCCCCCUUUUUUUUGCCAACACAAUUUAUCCCUAGUUUGAGUUCAUUCCAAGUACUACUUACAUCCAUACCUGACUGUAGUUUACAGAUAUUGGAGUUAUUACUUGAAACUUACUGUAAUUAUACCAGAACUGCACUUGCAUUUUAUUGGACUUUGUUGGUUAAUUACAACAAUCUUCUUUAAUAUCUGUACUUUUCAUUUCCUAUACAACUCUCAUUGCAUUGGUGUCCCUUUUAAACUUUCCGUAAUGAGGUUUCUGACAAGACAAGUUUUUUUUUGUCUUCAGAGAGUUUGUACUUAACUGAUUGAUUGUUGUUUAUUGAUUGAAUAUAGGUCUGUAAACCCCAUUGAUCCAUGUAGCCUAUAAAGAGGGUUAGGGACAUAUAACUGGAUUGGAGUGCAGAGUAAGACACAAGUGCUUCAUAAAGUACCUGACCUAUUACAGUAGUUUGAAAAUUAAUGAGGCACUAAAUCAACUCUGCAACACCUGGGCACACACCAGUUAAAGCCAACUAGAGCAAUGCAUGUUUGCUUUUGACUUUCUGUCCACCCACACGCUGCAAGAUAAGCUUGUUUGAUAAACUGCAUGUUAGUGUCCCGGGAAGCAUCUCACAUAUGAAGUUGAAGGCUGAUAAAAUAUCUUCUUUGCUUCUGUAGAUUCUGUAGUUUUCUUUAUUUUUGUUGAAAGUACAAAAGGUUCAGAACAGCUGUUUGAAUUCAUUUCUUUUAGUAAAAGUUUCAAUCUUAAAGAGAUUUCAUCUGAGGACAUAUGUGUUGGCCUUUGCAGUUACAUGAACAGUUUGUGUAGUAUCUGUGGUUAACACCAGCUGCUAGGCCUCAACACAACAUUAAAAUCUGCAGUUCCUUCUGAUCUGAUUUUUCCAACAAAAAUGUCAUUCUGCUAUAUGGACAAAGACUAAAAUGUAUAAAGUGCUUUCAUUUAAGAUGAGAAAAAGUAUGCUGUAUUUAUUUAUUUAUUGUUUAUUCCAGAUUUAAAGUAGAAACUCAUACCAGAAAAUGUUUAUUAGGGUCUGUAUAGUCUUUCACUUGAUAUAUGGUUAAUAUAGACUGGUUUAAUUUCAGAUUAUAUUGCCUUAUAAUGUAAAAUACAUUAUCUUUGGUCAUGUCGAUGUUCAUUUACAUUUUCUGUCACAAAGGGGACAAUCAUAAUAAACAUUUUGAAUAAAAACACAUUCAAUAAAGUCCUAACAGAUCUGAA